UGGGUAUAAAACCACAGAAAAACUGUUGUCUGAUUUACACCGGAGAAAAAAGAUGAUGCGUCUGGCCCUUGUUCUCCUGUUGGCUGCCACUGUCUACGGCUGUGGAAAUCCCACCUACUCUCCCACUACCAAAGUGGUAAAUGGUGAGGAUGCAAAAGCAUACAGCUGGCCUUGGCAGGUUUCUCUGCAGUACCUAAGUGGAAGUAGCUACUACCACACCUGUGGUGGAACUCUUAUCGCUCCCAACUGGGUCAUGACAGCUGGACACUGCAUUUCGUCUCGCAACACCUAUCGUGUUGUGCUUGGUGAGUACGACCUCACAAAGGUUGAGAACAAUGAGCAGAUCUUCGGUACGGCUGACAUUAUUGUGCACCCCAGCUGGAACAGCAACUGCGUGGCUUGUGGUAAUGACAUUGCCCUGAUUAAGCUCGAGAGAAGUGUCAUCAUCAAUGACAAGGUCCAGCCAGCUUGUCUCCCUGACCCUGGAGCUGUCCUGCCCAACAACUAUUCCUGCUACAUCAGUGGAUGGGGAAGACUUUACACCAACGGGCCCCUGCCCUCAAAGUUGCAGCAGGCUCUCUUGCCAGUGGUUGACCACAGUGUGUGCAGCCGCAGUGACUGGUGGGGCAGCUCCGUCAAGACCACCAUGGUGUGUGCUGGAGGGGACAUCAAGUCUGGGUGCAAUGGGGACUCUGGUGGACCCCUGAACUGCAAAUCCAGUAAUGGGCUCUGGUACGUCCAUGGCGUGACCAGUUUUGUGUCUUCUUAUGGGUGUAACACCAUUCAGAAACCAACAGUCUUCUGCCGUGUCUCUGCCUUCAUCUCCUGGAUCAAUGAUACCAUGACACGCUACUGAAAAAAUUAUUCAAACAAUCUGAAUACAGAUCUUAAGCAAUAAAUGGUUCUGUAAGAAA
Acipenser ruthenus (sterlet) is the source of this 914-nucleotide messenger RNA. Its product is annotated as proproteinase E-like. Bases 53 to 856 code for a protein of 267 amino acids. The record is from RefSeq and is a predicted model, not a curated record. Gene Ontology annotation, biological process: proteolysis. NCBI's taxonomy places the organism in Eukaryota, Metazoa, Chordata, Actinopteri, Acipenseriformes, Acipenseridae. Gene Ontology annotation, molecular function: serine-type endopeptidase activity. The transcript is spliced from 8 exons.